AUGGUUGGUGCUCUCCCCAUUGGCGCAUGCGGUCUCCCGUUGACAAUCUAUUUUGAAAACCAACCACAAGAUGAAGGCUUGUCUCGAAAUAGCUUGAGGAAACCAGAUGAUGUGAUGCCAAGGGACAGCUUGACGGGGCUGUCGGAUUUGAUUCCACGUGUGUCGAGUGGAGAACUUUGGCUCGUACUUGUCAUGAACCUGCAACCAGAGCAUGCGAUCUGGCCCUGCAUGACUCGAGGGCGUUGGAGCUUGUCUUAUAUGUUGACUCAUGCCUUGAAGAUGGAGCCCUCUCGUUCGCCUUAUUUUCUAGUUGUUUCCCUCUGCUACAUCAGCGACUUUAGCAUUACGCCUAUUACCUUGGAGUCUUGUACCAGCUUCCCCGGUGAUGUGGAUCAAAGGUCCCACACUUAG
Messenger RNA from Arabis nemorensis, 411 nucleotides. The record is from the annotation of a GenBank genome assembly. NCBI's taxonomy places the organism in Eukaryota, Viridiplantae, Streptophyta, Magnoliopsida, Brassicales, Brassicaceae.